AAACACGUGUCCUCCCUUGGUGUCGCUAAGGUCAAUGCUAUGCUUGGUAACACGCAAGUCCAGCUAUCUUGCCAUGUUGUCAACAACCUGGCACAUGAAGUAAUCUUCGGUUACCCGGACCUCAAACGCCACAAGAUCACCAUUGAUACCGACAGCGAUGAAGUCCGCUUCCCA
Mucor mucedo is the source of this 174-nucleotide messenger RNA. RefSeq lists its product as uncharacterized. The record is from RefSeq and is a predicted model, not a curated record. The annotation marks the transcript as partial. The transcript has a single exon. NCBI's taxonomy places the organism in Eukaryota, Fungi, Mucoromycota, Mucoromycetes, Mucorales, Mucoraceae.